AUGGCGACGAUGAAGAUGAGGAUGAUGAAGGCACUGCCCACAGUCCGGUCUACAGUGUGGCUAAUUUUCUUGGCAUCAGUGCUGAACAUCAACCACAUGAACGUAGCAGUUGCUAAGAUAACUUGUUACGUGGAGCCUAUGUUGACCGAUCCACUUCCUGCAGAACUCAGUCCGUCAUUUUGUGUCUCCAAAUACACUUUCUGUAGUGCCUGGCGAGGUUACGACUCAAGCGGCGUCUUGACUUAUUCAUUUGCUUGCUCAAACUACGAGUCGACAUCGUCAGACGUGCAAGUUAACACCUGCUACAAAAACAGCUCAUACGAUAGCUACAAAAACAUCACUGGAUGUUUUUGCAAUGAUUCUGGCCUUUGCAACGAUCCCACCAUUUUUACCAGACUGCCUCUAGCCACAACUACCACUACUUCUACCACUACAACAACCACUACAACCACAACCACCACAACUACCACAAUAACAACAACAACAACUACUACUACUACUACAGCUACUACUACGGAUAUUAACAAUUUUUAUAAAUUUAAAAGUCUGCUCAAAGUGCUGUUAAUAAAAAAUGAUGAUGAUGAUGAUGAUUGUGACGAUGGUGACGAUGACGAUGAACUGUCACUGGCCGUUGUGGACGAGGACAACUAUUCUGUUGUUAUCGUUAAACCGCUUGACGGCAAAAGUUAA
Helobdella robusta is the source of this 690-nucleotide messenger RNA. RefSeq lists its product as hypothetical. The transcript has 2 exons. Bases 1 to 690 code for a protein of 229 amino acids. The record is from RefSeq and is a predicted model, not a curated record. Lineage: Eukaryota; Metazoa; Annelida; Clitellata; Rhynchobdellida; Glossiphoniidae.